UCCAAUAGAAUGGAUUUGUAAAAUGGGAUGUUAUUUCGGCAGAUAUAUUAAAAGUUUUGCUCUAGUUGGGAUAGCUUUUUAUAUAUUGGAUUAUAUCGGGAUCUUGAAACACUGCAUCGAGUUAGAUUAUGGCAGACAUUUUAAUUACCCAUCUGGUUUGCCCAGUGAUUAUAACUAUUCAUUUAUUAAUAAUGCAUCAGAAAAAUGUCGAUUGACACCCAAGUUAAUAAUAAUAGUAAAAUCUGCUGUUGAAAAUAUUGGUCGUCGGAACAUUAUUCGCCGCACUUGGGGGUUUGAACAUCGUUUUUCUGAUGUAGAAAUAAGACGUGUAUUUUUACUUGGCUUAAGUACAGAUCCGAAUAUGAGACGAAUGGUGGACAUCGAGUCAACCAAUCAAAAAGAUAUUGUGCGAAUGGGCUUUUUAGAUUCUUACUUUAACAAUACUAUCAAAACAAUGAUGGGCAUGAAAUGGGCACUUACCUACUGCAAUAAUAGUGACUUUUUUUUUUUUGUGGAUGAUGAUUAUUAUGUGUCAAUUAAAAAUGUAUUAAAAUUUGUAACCAAUCCCGAUAUGUAUCCCAAAUCUGUUAAAAAAAAAUUAAGCACAAAUAGUGAGAAAAACCAUCUUUUUUCUGGUUUUGUAUUGCAAUCACCUCCUCAUAGACACAAAUUUAGUAAGUGGUAUGUACCUCUCAGUGAAUAUCCUUUUGAUCUGUGGCCGCCAUACGUAACAGCCGGGGCAUUUGUGCUCAAUCGAAAUGCAUUAUCUAAACUAUUCUACAGUGGAAUACAUUUAAAAAGAUUUAGAUUUGAUGACAUAUUCUUGGGAAUAGCUGCCCUAAAAGCUAAUUUAACCAUGAAGCAUUGUGACAUGUUCUGCUUUAUUAAACCGGAAUAUAAAGGACCGUCCAGUUUUGAAUUUAUUAUUGCAUCACAUGGAUUUCAAAAUAGUAUAGAACUAGAGUCGAUUUGGAAUGAAUGUCGUUCAGCUGGCUUCGCAUAAUAAAUGAAAUUGGUCUUUGUGCCGACUAAUCUGUACAAGAUUUCCUAUUGAAUUUGUUUAAAAUAAAUAAUAUACAUUUUAUUGUCUAAGUAUUUAGUAUAGGUGAAAUAUAUUGGCCAACUUAUUGUCCUCGUAAGUGCCGUGAUUAAAAAAUGUUCAUAUAGGUUUAAGUUGAAUAUAUUUGGUGAGCUAAAUAAACAUAAUUUGUACAGUGAAAA
Messenger RNA from Anastrepha obliqua, 1221 nucleotides. RefSeq names its product beta-1,3-galactosyltransferase brn. Gene Ontology annotation, cellular component: membrane. Gene Ontology annotation, molecular function: hexosyltransferase activity; UDP-glycosyltransferase activity. The coding region runs from base 23 to 1003 and encodes 326 amino acids. The record is from RefSeq and is a predicted model, not a curated record. NCBI's taxonomy places the organism in Eukaryota, Metazoa, Arthropoda, Insecta, Diptera, Tephritidae. The transcript has a single exon.